This is a messenger RNA of Panicum virgatum (switchgrass), 1057 nucleotides long. RefSeq names its product homeobox-leucine zipper protein HOX3-like. Gene Ontology annotation, biological process: regulation of DNA-templated transcription. Bases 83 to 778 code for a protein of 231 amino acids. Gene Ontology annotation, molecular function: DNA-binding transcription factor activity, RNA polymerase II-specific; sequence-specific DNA binding. The transcript is spliced from 4 exons. The record is from RefSeq and is a predicted model, not a curated record. NCBI's taxonomy places the organism in Eukaryota, Viridiplantae, Streptophyta, Magnoliopsida, Poales, Poaceae.
UUUGCUUGCCCCCUCUCCCUUCCCACACCCUUCGUCUCUCGGUCUCCCUUUUUUCCUGCUUCUGUGCCUGCAUUGGGUGGCGAUGGGGUCCACCUCUCCCUCAGGCCUGGAGCUCACCAUGGCUGUCCCCGGCCUCAGCUCCUCCUCUGGCUCAGAGGGCGGGUUCGGAUGCAACGCCGGGAGCGGGAGCGGGAACGCCAUGAGGGACCUGGACAUGAACCAGCCGGCGAGCGGCGGCGAGGAGGAGGAGUUCCCGAUGGGCAGCGUGGAGGAGGACGAGGAGGAGCGGGGCGCCGGCGCCGGCGGGCCGCACCGCCCCAAGAAGCUCCGGCUCUCCAAGGAGCAGUCCCGCCUCCUGGAGGAGAGCUUCCGCCUCAACCACACCCUCACGCCGAAGCAAAAGGAGGCCUUGGCUGUCAAGCUCAAGCUGCGGCCCAGGCAGGUGGAGGUCUGGUUCCAGAACCGCAGGGCUAGGACGAAGCUGAAGCAGACGGAGCUGGAGUGCGAGUACCUGAAGCGGUGCUUCGGCUCGCUGACGGAGGAGAACCGGCGGCUGCAGCGGGAGGUGGAGGAGCUGCGCGCCAUGCGGAUGGCCCCGCCCACCGUGCUCUCCCCGCACACCCGGCAGCCGCUCCCGGCGUCCGCGCUCACCAUGUGCCCGCGCUGCGAGCGCAUCACGGCGGCCACGACGACGACGGGCGCCCCCGCCGCGCGCACCCCCCGCCCGGCGGCAGCGGCGGCGAGCCCCUUCCACCGCGGCGUUUUGAUCAGGCGCUAGAGGAAGGGAAAAGUUUGGUUGCUAGGGGAUGAAAAGAGUCGUGUAAAUUGAUGGUGCCGGAAAAACAGCGUGGGCACCUGUAGCUGUAGGUGUGUAGGGGUUUGGAUCUUGGAGUCGUUUUGGCCGCCGUUCCCGUCCGUGUUCCUCCAUGCCACGCCAUGCCUGGUUCGAAAGUUUGUAGCUUGGUCGUGUCUUGACAGACGGACGGACGGAGGGAUCGGUUGGUCGUCAGUUCGUCCCUUGCGUGUAUCUGAUAGUGAUGGGUCGUUUCUGCUUCCA